This is a messenger RNA of Penaeus vannamei (Pacific white shrimp), 1146 nucleotides long. NCBI's taxonomy places the organism in Eukaryota, Metazoa, Arthropoda, Malacostraca, Decapoda, Penaeidae. The record is from RefSeq and is a predicted model, not a curated record.
AUGAUAAACUUCAUGCUCUCCCCUGUAAUGGGACUAUCAAAUGCAAGAUCGUCGAUGGAGAAAUGGUGCGUUGCUCUCUGUAACAAUUACCUAGAUUUAGAGAUGACCUAUAAGAUGGCAGUGUCCAUUUCCUCUAUGUGUGUCGCUCUCGGUAACAUUUUCACACAAAUAGGGGUAAAUGGACACCGCCAUACGUUAACACGAAGUGCAAGGAAAGGGGAAUGCAGGGGUGAUAUGCCUCCUUCUAGCAAGAAACAGAAGGCAGAAAGACAAUUUUCCAAUGAGACUCAUUUACUGCUACGGAAUGAAGGGCAAACGGGAGAAAAUCCACGUGACCUUCUCAAAGCAAAGGCAAAAGCUGCAUAUAAAAGGGCGGCUUUGCUUGCGGUCGACACAUUCGCUCGUCCGCCGAUCACGAUGAAGUUCUUGGUGUUGUUGGCUUUGCUUGCUGCGGCUGCUGGGGAGCAUUCCCACGGCGGACACGGGCAUUUCCCUCACGGUGGGCAUACCCACUUCCUUCCUGUCAGGCAUGGAUUCAGACACACCACCUCUACCUUCCCGCACCGACCACGCCCCUUCAGACCUGCCGCCCACCCCGUGGCACCUGUGCAUCCUGUGGUGCCCCAGCCACCUGCCUCGGGCGUUGCGGUGGACGACAGGCUGGACGACAGCGAGUACCACUUCUCGUGGCGCCAUGACGGCAGCAAGACCUACACGUGGGAUGGCGCCAACCAGUACUGCCGCAGCCUCGGCUCCGGCUGGCAGGGAAUCAGCAUCGAGACUCGAGAGGAGGACAGUCUCGUCAGCAAAGCCAUUUCAGGAGAUCUGCUACCGUGGAUUUGGACCUCGGGUCACCUCAGCAGACACGGCUUGGACUGGGCUUGGGAUUCAGGUGCACAAUUCGUGGGUCUGAACUGGUCUCACACCGGCGGGAAUGGUCAAGCACAACCAGACAACCGCGAGCGAGGGGGCGAGAAGUGCCUGGGGGUUCUCAACAACUUCUACAACGACGGCGUCAAGUGGCACGACAUCGCCUGCCACCACGACAAGGCCAUCAUCUGCGAGCGCAAAGCCCGAGUCCACGGAUGAGGAGCACGUGCGUCCUGCUUUCUUGUAGAGCGAACGACGUCUGUAUUUAUAUGUAUU